Molecule: messenger RNA, 5009 nt
Organism: Melanotaenia boesemani (Boeseman's rainbowfish)
Lineage: Eukaryota; Metazoa; Chordata; Actinopteri; Atheriniformes; Melanotaeniidae
Product: Golgi apparatus protein 1-like
Exons: 27
Coding region: 3-3512 (1169 amino acids)
Cellular component (GO): Golgi membrane
Molecular function (GO): fibroblast growth factor binding
Source: RefSeq, a predicted model, not a curated record
AUAUGGCUUUUACUUUGAACCUGCUGACCGGAAGUUAUGUAGCUCACCAGGACCGCCUUGACAGUUAUGUGAAGAUGGCGGCAUACUGUCGCUCUCCGUUGCUGCCGCUGCUGUUGUUCUCGGCUGUUUGUAUCAGCAGUGUCGUUUCCGUUCUCGUGAAGGCGGCGAAUAGCCCGGUCGAACUGCCCAACCCGCCCGUCGUCAGAGCCGUCGACCUGCCGGUCAAGGAUGCACCUGCCGCCGCUGGGGCCUCGCAGCCUCGAAGGGCGACCGGUUGGAAGCUGGCGGAGGAGGAGGCCUGCCGGGAGGACCUGACCCGUCUCUGCCCCAAGCACACCUGGACCAACAACCUGGCCGUUCUGGACUGCCUGCAGGACCGCAGAGAGCAGGAAACCGAUAUUGCUCCAGACUGCAACCAUCUUCUGUGGAACUACAAACUCAAUCUGACCACAGAUCCAAAGUUUGAGUCCGUGGCGAUGGAGGUCUGCAAGAGCACCAUCGCUGAGAUAAAGGAGUGUAAUGAGGAGGAGCGGGGGAGGGGCUAUCUGGUGUCCUGCCUGGUGGAUCACCGUGGAAACAUCAGUGAGUACCAGUGCAACCAGUACGUCACGAAGAUGACCAGCAUCAUCUUCAGUAACUACAGACUAAUCUGCGGCUUCAUGGAUAAAUGCAAAGAGGACAUCAACAACCUUCGCUGUGGCAGCAUCAGUGUAGGACACAAGGAUAUCCACUCCCAGGGCGAGGUGAUCGCCUGUCUCGAGAAGGCGCUGGUGAGGGAGGCGGAGCAGCAGGAUCACGUUCGGCCAAUCAAAGAAGAGUGUCAGAAAGCCAUCCUGCGGGUGGCAGAGCUGUCGUCCGACGACUUUCACCUUGACAGACAUCUUUACUUCGCCUGCAGAGACGACCGUGAGAGAUUCUGCCAGAAUAUUCAAGCUGGAGAAGGAAAAGUCUACAAGUGUCUGUUUAAUCACAAGUUUGAAGAGGCCAUGUCAGAAAAGUGCCGCGAUGCCCUGACGACCCGUCAGAAGCUUAUCUCCCAGGAUUACAGAGUCAGUUACUCUUUGGCUAAAGCUUGUAAGAUGGACCUGAGGAAGCAGCGCUGCAGCCUGGACACCAACAUGCCGCGAGGCCGCGAAGCCCGACUGUCGUACCUACUCCUAUGCCUCGAGGCCGCCGUGCACCGCGGCCGUCCGGUCAGCGGGGAGUGUCAGGGAGAGAUGCUGGACUACCGACGGAUGCUGAUGGAGGAUUUUUCUCUAAGUCCAGAGAUCGUUCUUCACUGUCGGACAGAAAUUGAAGCUCAGUGCUCCGGCCUGCACCGUAAAGGCCGCACGCUGCACUGCCUGAUGAGAAUUGGCCGCGGCGACCGCAGCACCAGUGUGGACAGCGUCUGCCAGAGUGCACUGCAGACCCUGAUCCAAUCUGCCGACCCCGGAGCUGACUACCGGAUCGACCGAGCGCUGAAUGAGGCCUGCGAGUCCGUAAUCCAGACAGCCUGCAAACACAUCCGCAGCGGAGACCCAAUGAUCCUGUCGUGUCUGAUGGAGCACCUAUACACUGAGAAGAUGGUGGAAGACUGUGAGCACCGGCUGCUGGAGCUGCAGUAUUUCAUAUCCAGAGACUGGAAACUGGACCCCAUCCUGUACAAGAAGUGCCAGAACGAUGCCGCUCGACUCUGCCACACACACGGCUGGAAUGAAACCAGCGAGCUCAUGCCCCCAGGAGCCGUUUUCUCCUGUUUGUACCGCCACGCCUAUCGUACAGAGGAGCAGGGGAGGCGGGUUAACCCAGAUGAGAAGUUAUCUCGAGACUGUAAAGUGGAAGUUCAUAGGAUCCUCCACCAGAGGGCGAUGGAUGUUAAGUUGGACCCAGAGCUACAGAAACGCUGCAUGACCGACCUCGGCAAGUGGUGCAGCGAGAAGACAGACACAGGGCAGGAGCUGGAGUGUCUGCAGGAACAUUUGGAGGACCUGGUUUCCGGCUGCAGGGAUGUUGUGGGCAACUUGACGGAGCUGGAGUCAGAGGACAUCCAGAUAGAUGCCCUGCUCAUCAGAGCCUGCGAGCCCGUCAUUCAGACCCACUGCCAUGACGUGGCCGACAACCAGAUCGAUACAGGUGAUCUGAUGGAGUGUUUGGUUCAGAAUAAACACCAGAAGGAGAUGAACGACAAGUGUGCAGUCGGCGUCACACACUUCCAGCUGAUUCAAAUGAAGGAUUUUCGGUUCUCCUACAAGUUCAAGAUGGCCUGCAAGGAGGACGUUCUGCGCUUGUGUCCAAACAUAAAAAAAAAGGUUGAUGUUGUGAUCUGCCUCAGCACCACAGUGAGAAACGACACGCUGCAGGCGGUCAAAGAGCAGCGGGUGUCCCUGAAAUGUCGCAAACAGCUGCGAGUGGAAGAGCUGGAGAUGUCGGAGGAUAUUCGGUUGGAACCAGACUUGUAUGACCCCUGCAAGUCCGACAUCAAUCGUCUGUGUCCCAACAUGGCGUUUGGUAAUGCUCAGAUGAUCGAGUGUCUGAAGGAACAGAAGAAGCAGCUCAGCCCGCGAUGCCACCAGCGGAUAUUCAGGCUGCAGGAGGUGGAGAUGAGCGACCCAGAGCUCGACUACCAGCUGAUGAGAGUCUGCAAGCAGAUGAUCAAGCGUUUCUGUACUGAAGCAGAUGCCAGGAACGUCCUUCAGUGCCUGAAGCAGAACAAGAACAGUGAGCUGAUGGAUCCCAAGUGUAAACAGAUGAUUACCAAAAGACAAAUCACACAGAACACAGACUACAGGCUGAACCCAGUGCUGAGGAAAGCUUGUCGAGCAGACAUUCCCAAGUUCUGCCAGUCCAUCCUGAACAAGGCGAGCGAGGACAGCGAGCUGGAGGGUCAGGUCAUCGCCUGCCUUAAACUUAAAUAUGCUGACCAGAGGUUGUCUCCAGACUGUGAAGACCAGAUCAGAGUGAUUCUCCAGGAAUCUGCGCUCGACUAUAGACUCGACCCACAGCUGCAGAUGCACUGCUCAGAUGAGAUCUCCAGACUGUGUGCGGAGGAGGCAGCUGCUCAGGAGCAGACCGGUCAGGUGGAGGAGUGUCUAAAAGUCAACCUGCUGAAAAUCAAACAGGAAGCCUGUAAAAAGGAAGUCCUGAACAUGCUAAAGGAGAGUAAAGCAGACAUCUUUGUGGACCCGGUCCUCCACACGGCCUGCGCUCUGGACCUCAAACACCACUGUGCCGCCAUCACGCCGGGCAGAGGACGACAGAUGUCGUGUCUGAUGGAGGCGUUACAAGACAAGAGGGUUCGCCUGCAGCCUGAGUGUAAGAAAAGACUUCAAGACCGCAUCGACAUGUGGAGCUAUGCUGCAAAGGUGGCGCCACCAGACGGCUUCUCAGACCUGGCUGUACAGGUGAUGACGUCGCCCUCCAAGAACUACAUCCUGCUGGUGAUCGCGCUCUGCGUGUGUGUCCUCUUCCUGGUGGGGCUGCUGUGCGGUCGGAUCACAAAGCGAGUGACCAGAGAACUUAAAGACCGCUAAAGGACGAGCUUCCGAACAUGCUAGCUAACUGCACCUUCCCUUCCUCCCCUUCUUCCUCCUCCUCCUCCACUCAGAUGUCCGGUCUGCAACCAGCCACCACAUCUGGACCCCCUUCCUUUCUUUAAAAGUGAAUCCCUUCAAUCUCCGUUUGGGUAUCUCCAAACUCAAAAGGAGCAGCACUUUUCUGAUUGGAUCGUCUGAGGAUGUUUGGGGAGCAUAAGCGGAGCUGUCCAGCAUCUUUAAGUUUCCCGAUAAGCGCUGUUGUUGAUGUGACAGAGAGCUGCUGCUUCUGAGGAUGAAAUUGCUUUCCAAUGGAUCAGUCCUGUUGCUUUUUUCCUCUUUUUUGUUUUUUAAAUAUAUAUCUAUAUAUAUAUUUAAUGGUGACAGGAGCAUUUGUUUGACUGCAGAUGCCUGUCACAUGACAAACUUUGCGGUUGAAUUCUGAAAAGAUCCUGUUUUAAUCUUCAUCAGCCAUGAAGCCCAAGUCCCCUCCGCAGGACAUCUCUACAUGUUGACCAGUUCAGGCCUCCUUUAUUUUUUUGCAAAAGACUGAAAAUGAAGGUCAAGCUGGUCGCUAUUAACAAGAAUGUUGUGUGCACAUUGUUUUUUUAUUUUAUUAAUUUAAAUGCUAAUUUCGUUGUCAUUUCUUUUUCUUCCAUGCCUUAUUUAUUGAUCAUUUCUUACUGUUUUGUUGUUAUCAUGUGUGAACAUAAUCUUUUUCUGGUCAUCCAGCUGAACAGAAAUGCUAAAGUGUUGCGGUCAGACCUUCAGCGGGCCACACAGAGCAGAGCAGCCGAGUACAAUGACAUAAUGAACAAUAAUUAAACCUUAAAUAAGCUGCUAAAUCAUCCUAAUUCUUCCCUGUCAGGCUGUGUUUACUUUUCAGGCUUUUGGUGUUGGAGCUCAUCUUUUAAAAAACAUUUUAAACCUUCAUCUAGGGGAUUAUUCCAGCUGGUAAAAUUUUAAGUUGAAUAAUAAUCUAGAGUUGUAUCUGGUUUUAAAGGUACUAUAACACCUGCUACGUGCAGGUGUCUGGUCAUACACCUAUAUUCACAUUUCUCUUCAGACAUUGGCCAUUACGUAUCAGACAGUAAACAUUUAAAAUAUUUUGAGGUUUUUCCUGGGACAGGUGAGAUAUUUCUUUUUUUAUUUUGUAUUUAUUUUUUAAGAGGUCGUUUGGAAAACUUUGUGGUCCGUAUGCUUUCCACUUGAAGGAUCAGAAGGGAUUUGUAAAGUGCGAGUUAGCCGGAUGAAUCAAUGGCCUGUCAGAGUGGACGGGUGUGAGGAAAAUAAAAAUCCUUACAAAAAAAGUAAAAAUGUAACACAAACAAAUUUAUUAGAGGUACAGACUAGAUGGCUUUACUGAUGUUAGUCUGAAACUUCAUAAUCAAAGUGAAAAUAGCUUUGAUUCCUUCCCAUAAAAAUAUAGUACACUCACCAGCCACGUCAUCAGCUCCACCUUGCUGGUACCAGGUUGGACCCCCUUUUGCUUCAGAA